Molecule: messenger RNA, 1250 nt
Organism: Raphanus sativus (radish)
Lineage: Eukaryota; Viridiplantae; Streptophyta; Magnoliopsida; Brassicales; Brassicaceae
Product: beta-glucosidase 27-like
Exons: 7
Coding region: 1-1176 (391 amino acids)
Biological process (GO): carbohydrate metabolic process
Molecular function (GO): beta-glucosidase activity
Source: RefSeq, a predicted model, not a curated record
AUGUCUGAAACCCUAAUGGGCCGCAAUGACUUCAAAGAUUUUGCGGCCUUAUGUUUCGAAGAAUUUGGAGACCGUGUGAAAUUGUGGGUUACACUAAACGAGCCAUGGGUCUAUAGCAUUGGUGGCUAUGACACAGGAAGAAAAGCUCCUGGACGUGCCUCCAAGUACAUGAACGAAGCAGCUGUAGCUGGAGAAUCUGGCCUCGAGGUUUAUACCGUUAGUCACAAUCUACUUCUUGCUCACGCAGAAGCCGUUGAAGUCUUCAGAAACAAUCCAAAAUGUAAAGAUGGCAAGAUUGGUAUCGCGCAUUGUCCCGUAUGGUUUGAGCCUUAUGACUCAAACUGCCCUGAUGACAAAGAAGCAUGUGAAAGAGCCAUGGAAUUCAUGUUUGGAUGGCACAUGGAUCCAACGGUGUACGGAGAUUACCCAGAAGUGAUGAAGAAAUCGAUCGGGAAAAGAUUACCCUCGUUUACCGCAGCCCAAUCCAAGAAGCUAAGAGGUUCUUUUGACUUCGUUGGAGUGAAUUAUUACAGUGCUUUCUACGUUAAAAGUAUUGCUGAAGUGGACCAUAACACUCCCAAUUGGAGAUCAGACGCACGCAUCGAAUGGAGAAAACAAAACAAAGCAGGACAGACGUUGGGAGUAAGAGGUGGUUCAGAAUGGGACUUUCUGUACCCACAAGGGCUUAGAAAGUUUCUAAACUAUGCUAAGAAUAAAUACGAAAGCCCUAAAUUCAUGAUCACUGAAAACGGACAUUGUGAUAUAGAUUACGAGAAAAAGCCAAAGCUUUCUAACUUGAUGGAUCUCCAAAGGACAGAGUACCACAAGAAACAUCUCCAAAGCAUCCAACAAGCCAUCCAGGAGGAUGGUGUUGAAGUGGAAGGAUACUUUGCGUGGUCAUUAUUAGACAACUGCGAAUGGAACGCUGGUUAUGGAGUCCGAUAUGGCCUUUUCUACGUCGAUUACAAGAAUGGGCUAAAACGUUUUCCAAAAAUGUCUGCCAUGUGGUUCAAAGAGUUCUUGAAGAGAGAAGAAGAGAUGGGAGAUUCUGAUGAAGAAGAAUACUUGCUUAAUGUUGCAACAAAGAAGAAGAGAUUCUUAUUAGCAACUGGUUCGGCCUCGUGUUUUAUUCCUAAGAUGUCUGAAUCGUCUAAGGCCCUCGAGCUAUUUUUCUAGAUUUAUUCGGUUUUAUAUUUGUUGUGUAAACUUUUUGUUUACUAUCAUUCUUGGAUUCAAAUCAAUUAAUAUAG